Molecule: messenger RNA, 1975 nt
Organism: Punica granatum (pomegranate)
Lineage: Eukaryota; Viridiplantae; Streptophyta; Magnoliopsida; Myrtales; Lythraceae
Source: RefSeq, a predicted model, not a curated record
AUGGAAGUCUACAGUGCUCGGGCUAACCCAAAAUGGGCCAAUCAAGGGAUUCGGCCCAAAUUGAACAACAGCCCUAUCAUUUUUGGAUUGGGCCUCUAAAAGGGCCCAGGCCCAGUUUCCCAUUACGCUUCCCCCUCUCUCUCCCCGUCUUCCACCCUCCCUGCCCUUCCAACUCCAAGCUCUGUAAAAAGUCUUCGUCAGUCAACGCUCGACCAACAGAGGAGCAGAGCAGAGCAGAACACAAGGCAGCAGGCGCUGAGAGCUCCCCGCCGAUCAUGAGGCUGCUCCGACUAUCCCUCGUUCUCUCCUCUCUUGCGCUUCUCAGCUUCCUGCCCGCAUCCUCCUCUCAGGACCUCCAAAUCGUCAAUGCGGAACGCAGGAUCGACUUGUCUUCACAUAUCAUCAAGGUGUUCUUGACAUUGAAGGUUGAGAAUACGGGGACAUCUCCUGCAUCAGAAGUUUUGCUUGCUUUCCCUCCAACACAGGCCGAUCAUCUUGCUCUCCUCAAAGCACAAGCAGUGAUUGGAAAACGGAAGAAGAAAACCUAUCUUCCCUUAGAUGUAAACCCAGCAGAACUACCUGAUGGACCCAAUGGAACCAAGUAUUUUUCCAUAUCGUUGCAUAAUAAAUUAGGUGCUGGUGAAGUUGCCACGCUUGAAAUACUCUACAUGUUAACCCAUUCAUUGGACCCCUUCCCAGUGGAGAUAAGCCAGUCUGAAUCUCAGCUGGUCUAUUAUCGUGAUAGCGCGGUAAUACUAUCACCUUAUCAUAUUAAACAGCAGACUACGUUUAUUAAGACACCAAGCUCUAAGAUAGAAUCGUUCUCCAUGGUGGAACCCACAAACCGAGCUGGUGCUGAACUGAGGUAUGGGCCGUAUGAGAAUCGUUCCCCAUACUCGUAUUCUCCGAUCAUUGUGCACUUUGAGAACAAUAAUCCAUUUGCCGUCGUUGAGGAGCUUGUACGGGAAGUAGAAAUAUCUCACUGGGGGAGCAUUCAGGUCACAGAGCAAUACAAGUUGGCCCAUGCUGGUGCUCGACACAAAGGCGUGUUUUCGAGAGUUGAAUACCAAUCCAGACCGGGCUCUAGUGGUACUUCUUCAUUUAAGCAUCUCUUAGCCCGACUUCCGCCUAGAGUACACUCCAUGUAUUACCGAGAUGAAAUUGGCAAUAUCUCGUCUUCUCAUUUGCGCUUGGAUUCUAAGAAGUCUGAGCUAGAAAUUGAACCACGGUAUCCUCUCUUUGGAGGGUGGAAAGCAACCUUUGUUAUCGGGUACGGACUUCUGCUGGAAGACUUCCUUUUCGAGUCACCUGAUGGGAGGCGGUAUCUCAACUUCACUUUUGGCUGCCCUCUUGUUGAGACGGUUGUUGACAAGCUAACAAUUAAAGUUGUACUGCCUGAAGGAUCACUAGACCCAUCAGUUGUUGUUCCUUUUCCCGUGAAUCAAUAUCUCGAGAAGAAGUAUUCAUACCUUGACGUUGUUGGAAGGACAGUGGUGGUUGUGGAAAAGGAAAAUGUUGUUCCCGAGCAGAGCUCUCCCUUCCAGGUUUACUAUCAUUUCAGCCCGAUCUUCAUGCUUGCCGAGCCAAUGAUGCUGACGUCAGUAUUCUUCUUGCUGUUUGUGACAUGUGUCGCCUACCUGCACAUUGACCUCUCCAUACGCAAGUGAUCUCCGUUGUGGGACAUCUGGAGGUAAGACUAGGUGGAUCAGUAGGCACAGAUAUAUAUAAAGCUCAAAGCUUCGUGUGUAAGUCGCUUCGGCAGAGUUGCAAAAUUCUGCAAAUCUCUCAAUGCCGGAGUAGGACAUUAUGAGCAGAAUAGGGGGACAAUUUUGUUUCGGUACCUAAAAUUCUCAUAUUAAUCUUUUGCUGAGAUUCUAGGAUGUAACCCAAAAUUCCAUCUUGCUUCCGUCCUUGUACACGCAGAGUUAUGUAUGUUUGACAUAAGAAUUCAGAAGAAAAAGCAUUCCCUUUAUUA